Oryzias latipes (Japanese medaka) is the source of this 3767-nucleotide messenger RNA. RefSeq names its product RNA polymerase II subunit B (gene polr2b). Gene Ontology annotation, molecular function: DNA-directed RNA polymerase activity; ribonucleoside binding; DNA binding. NCBI's taxonomy places the organism in Eukaryota, Metazoa, Chordata, Actinopteri, Beloniformes, Adrianichthyidae. The record is from RefSeq and is a predicted model, not a curated record. Gene Ontology annotation, biological process: DNA-templated transcription.
GCAGAAAAAGAAGAAGUGUUUCCGGGUCUCUGUGUCAGGCUGCGCGCCGCUUCUCCGUGUUUUUGUCUUCUUUUUUCUGAAGCCGUCUUUGUUUUGAGGGAUUUUCGGAAGCCAUCAUGUACGACCAGGACGAAGAUAACCAGUAUGAUGAAGACGAUGAUGAAAUCACCCCAGAUCUGUGGCAGGAAGCAUGCUGGAUCGUCAUCAGCUCGUACUUCGAUGAGAAGGGUUUGGUGCGGCAGCAGCUGGACUCCUUCGAUGAGUUCAUCCAGAUGUCCGUGCAGAGGAUUGUGGAGGACGCGCCUCCCAUCGACCUGCAGGCUGAAGCACAGCACACGUCAGGGGAGGUGGAGGAGCCGCCUCGGUUCCUGCUGAAGUUUGAGCAGAUCUACCUGUCCAAGCCCACCCACUGGGAGAGAGACGGAGCGCCCUCCCCCAUGAUGCCCAACGAGGCGCGGCUGCGAAACCUCACGUACUCGGCCCCCCUUUAUGUGGACAUCACGAAGACCAUCAUUAAGGAGGGGGAGGACCAGCUACAGACGCAGCACCAGAAGACCUUCAUCGGGAAAAUACCCAUCAUGCUCCGCUCCACCUAUUGUCUGCUGAGCGGCCUGACCGACCGAGAUCUGUGUGAGCUUAACGAGUGUCCGCUGGAUCCCGGAGGCUACUUCAUCAUCAACGGCUCAGAGAAGGUGCUGAUCGCGCAGGAGAAGAUGGCCACCAACACCGUCUACGUCUUUGCCAAAAAGGACUCAAAGUACGCCUACACGGCAGAGUGUCGGUCCUGUCUGGAGAACUCCUCUCGGCCCACCAGCACCAUCUGGGUCAGCAUGAUGGCCAGGGGUGGACAGGGAGUCAAGAAGAGCGCCAUCGGCCAGAGGAUCGUCUCCACGCUGCCGUAUAUCAGACAGGAAGUUCCCAUCAUCAUCGUGUUUCGAGCUCUGGGCUUCGUGUCUGACAGAGACAUCCUGGAACACAUCAUCUACGACUUUGAUGACCCCGAGAUGAUGGAGAUGGUGAAGCCUUCUCUGGAUGAAGCCUUUGUGAUCCAGGAGCAGAAUGUGGCGCUGAACUUCAUCGGUUCCAGAGGAGCCAAGCCAGGAGUCACCAAAGAGCGGAGAAUCAAAUACGCAAAAGAGGUUUUACAGAAAGAGAUGCUGCCGCACGUUGGAGUCAGCGACUUCUGUGAGACCAAGAAGGCCUACUUCUUAGGGUACAUGGUCCACAGGCUGCUGCUGGCUGCCCUGGGCAGACGAGAGCUGGAUGACAGAGAUCACUACGGAAACAAGAGACUGGACCUGGCUGGGCCGCUGCUGGCCUUCCUGUUCAGAGGCAUGUUCAAAAACCUGCUGAAGGAGAUCAGGAUUUACGCUCAGAAGUUCAUCGACAGAGGAAAGGACUUUAAUCUCGAGCUCGCCAUUAAGACUCGCAUCAUCUCGGAUGGACUCAAAUACUCUCUGGCCACCGGAAACUGGGGGGACGUGAAGAAAGCCCACCAGGCUCGGGCCGGUGUGUCGCAGGUGCUGAACCGCCUCACCUUCGCCUCCACGCUGUCCCACCUCCGCAGAGUCAACUCUCCCAUCGGCAGAGACGGAAAGCUGGCCAAGCCCAGGCAGCUGCACAACACCCUGUGGGGGAUGGUGUGUCCGGCUGAGACUCCAGAGGGUCAUGCUGUGGGUCUGGUGAAGAACUUGGCCCUCAUGGCCUACAUCUCUGUGGGCUCCCAACCGUCCCCCAUCCUGGAGUUCUUGGAGGAGUGGAGCAUGGAGAACCUGGAGGAGAUCUCACCUGCCGCCAUUGCUGAUGCAACAAAGAUCUUUGUGAACGGCUGCUGGGUCGGAAUCCACAAAGAUCCUGAGCAGCUGAUGAACACUCUGAGAAAGCUGCGCAGACAGAUGGACAUCAUCGUCUCCGAGGUAUCAAUGAUUCGAGACAUUCGAGAGCGUGAGAUCAGGAUUUACACGGACGCUGGUCGGAUCUGCAGGCCGCUCCUUAUCGUGGAGAAGCAGAAACUUCUGCUGAAGAGACGCCACAUUGACCAACUGAAGGAGAGAGAGUACAACAACUACAGCUGGCAGGACUUGGUGGCGAGUGGCGUGGUGGAGUACAUCGACACGCUGGAGGAGGAGACGGUCAUGCUGGCGAUGACUCCCGAUGACCUCCAGGAGAAGGGCGUGGCCUACUGCUCCACCUACACCCACUGUGAGAUCCACCCCUCUAUGAUCCUGGGAGUCUGCGCGUCCAUCAUCCCGUUCCCCGACCACAACCAGUCUCCCAGGAACACGUACCAAUCUGCCAUGGGUAAACAGGCCAUGGGUGUGUACAUCACCAACUUUCACGUGCGCAUGGACACACUGGCGCACGUGUUGUACUACCCUCAGAAACCGCUGGUCACUACUCGAUCCAUGGAGUACCUGCGCUUCAGAGAGCUGCCUGCAGGAAUCAACUCAAUUGUUGCUAUAGCCUCGUACACGGGAUACAACCAGGAGGACUCUGUCAUCAUGAACAGAUCUGCUGUGGACCGGGGCUUCUUCAGGUCUGUUUUCUAUCGUUCUUACAAAGAGCAGGAGUCUAAGAAAGGCUUCGACCAGGAGGAGAUCUUUGAGAAACCCACCCGCGAAACCUGCCAGGGUAUGAGGCAUGCCAUCUAUGACAAACUGGACGAUGACGGACUCAUCGCGCCCGGCGUUCGUGUGUCCGGCGAAGACGUGAUCAUCGGAAAGACGGUAACUCUGCCAGAAAACGACGAUGAGCUCGACAGCACCAACAAGCGCUACACCAAGAGGGACUGCAGCACCUUCCUGAGAACAAGUGAGACUGGCAUUGUGGACCAGGUCAUGGUGACCCUGAACCAGGAGGGGUACAAGUUCUGUAAGAUCAGGGUGCGUUCUGUGCGGAUCCCUCAGAUCGGGGAUAAGUUUGCCAGUCGACAUGGGCAGAAAGGAACCUGUGGCAUUCAGUACAGACAGGAGGACAUGCCAUUCACCUGUGAGGGGAUCACGCCUGACAUCAUCAUCAACCCCCACGCCAUUCCGUCCAGAAUGACAGUUGGUCAUCUGAUCGAGUGUCUGCAGGGCAAGGUUUCUGCCAACAAAGGGGAGAUUGGAGACGCCACUCCGUUCAACGACGCCGUCAACGUUCAGAAGGUUUCAAACCUGCUCUCUGAGUACGGAUACCACCUGAGAGGAAACGAGGUUCUGUACAACGGCUUCACUGGAAGGAAGCUGACCUCUCAGAUCUUCAUCGGGCCCACCUAUUACCAGAGACUGAAGCACAUGGUGGACGAUAAGAUCCACUCCAGGGCCCGGGGCCCGGUCCAGAUUCUCAACAGGCAGCCCAUGGAGGGCCGCUCUCGGGACGGCGGCCUGCGCUUCGGCGAGAUGGAGCGUGAUUGUCAAAUUGCUCACGGAGCUGCUCAGUUCCUGAAAGAGCGUCUGUUUGAAGCCUCAGACCCGUAUCAGGUCCACGUGUGCAACCUGUGUGGGUUGAUGGCCAUCGCCAACACCCGGACGCACACGUACGAGUGCCGCGGCUGCCGCAACAAGACUCAGAUCUCUCUGAUCCGGAUGCCGUACGCCUGCAAGUUGCUCUUCCAGGAACUAAUGUCAAUGAGCAUCGCUCCUCGCAUGAUGACAUCAUAGAGCAUAACAGCCAAUCAGCAGACAGAGCUGUUGACAUCUACGAAUGGGAUUGGAAGUAGAAAACCUUUUUUUAGUUUUAAUUUUUUGUUGGUGAAAAUAAAUCUGUUUCUUUUUUUUGGACUCAAA